Penicillium canescens is the source of this 1092-nucleotide messenger RNA. RefSeq lists its product as uncharacterized. Gene Ontology annotation, molecular function: protein serine/threonine kinase activity; ATP binding. The record is from RefSeq and is a predicted model, not a curated record. Lineage: Eukaryota; Fungi; Ascomycota; Eurotiomycetes; Eurotiales; Aspergillaceae. The transcript is spliced from 9 exons. Gene Ontology annotation, cellular component: cytoplasm; nucleus. Gene Ontology annotation, biological process: stress-activated MAPK cascade; cellular response to oxidative stress; osmosensory signaling pathway. Bases 1 to 1092 code for a protein of 363 amino acids.
AUGCCCAAAGCUAUUAGCGAGAUUCCAUCUUCGGGCCAGGAUAUGGCCCGGUUUACAAAGCAGACGAUCCUUGGUGCAACAUUUGAAGCCACAGAGAGGUAUACACAAUUAGUUCCCAUUGAAUUUGGAACUUCGGGACUCAGCUGUGCUGCACGAGACCAGAUCUGCAACCAAAAUGUUGCAGUAAAAAAGCUGACGGGUGUCUUCAAAACGGAAGCUACAGCCAAACGCAUGUUUGGGGAGAUUAAGCUUUUGAAACAACUUCGACAUGAGAAUAUCACCAAUUUACUGGACAUAUUCAUGGCCCCAUCCGAAGAUAUCUACCUUGUAACCGAUCUCAUGUCCACGGACCUCCAUACCCUUCUCAAGUCAAUGAAGCUCGAGGGCCAGUUUGUUCAGUUCUUUACAUACCAAAUCAUGCGUGGUCUAAAAUACGUUCAUUCGGUGGGCGUGGUCCAUCGGGACUUGAAACCAAGUAGUAUCUUAGUUAAUGAGAACUGCGAUCUCAAGAUCUGUGACUUUGGACUCACCAAAGAAACUCAGGUGACUGACUACGCCUCAACUGGAUACUAUAGGGCUCCAGAAACCAUGUUGCCUUGGCGAGAGUACACUGAAAAGGCUGAUGUUUGGAGUGCAGGUUGUAUCUUUGCUGAAAUGAUUACGGGAAACACUCUGUUCCCUGGGAAGAAUCAUAUCGAUCAGAUUCGCGUAAUUGCCCAGUGGCUUGGAAACCCACCCAAAGACUUUCCCGCCAAUGUCAUCAAUCAGAAGACACUGAAUUUCAUCCAUUCUCUUCCCAAACGAGAACCCAAUCCAUUAUCUAACUUCAUUCCUGGGGCCGAAGCAAACGCCACUGCGUUACUAGGGGAAAUGCUCCAGAUUGAUCCGCGUAAGCGGGUCUCUGCAGCUAAUGCACUCACUUCCCAAUACUUCGCUCCAUAUCAGGAUGUCGCAGACGAGUCAACGGCAACAAAGGUGUUUGAUUGGACAUUUCUUGAAGCCAAUCUGCCGGUGGAUAUCUGGAAGACAGUUUUGUACGCCGAGGUUUUUGGAUACCAUGCAAGCCACACACAAGGGGGAUCUGAAGAUUGA